Molecule: messenger RNA, 7586 nt
Organism: Ctenopharyngodon idella (grass carp)
Lineage: Eukaryota; Metazoa; Chordata; Actinopteri; Cypriniformes; Xenocyprididae
Product: muscarinic acetylcholine receptor M3-like
Exons: 3
Coding region: 241-1821 (526 amino acids)
Biological process (GO): adenylate cyclase-activating adrenergic receptor signaling pathway
Cellular component (GO): plasma membrane
Molecular function (GO): G protein-coupled acetylcholine receptor activity
Source: RefSeq, a predicted model, not a curated record
GGACCUCGGAGCGGCUGGAGUGAUGAGGAGAAAGAUGAAGAUGAAGUGAUGAUGUGGUGUUUGAUGAGGACUGAUCGCUUCAGGUGGAUCUAAAUGACUCAGUUUGGCUCAAAUUCGGCUCAGUUUGGACUCAGCAAAGAUUCUGACGGCCGCAGAUGUUGAACAGACACACAUGAGAUCCAGCGGAGCCACCGAUGAGCUUUAAUCAGGAGUUACGCUUCGCCCACAGAAUAUGCCACCAUGAACCUGACGCUGAGCGCCGAGCCUGGAAUAUUCCUGACCAACAGCUCCCCGGGGAUGCGGGCCUACCUCGUCACAGCGUUCGUACCACAUGACGUCCAGACCGAUCGGCCUGCCAACGAUUCGCUCCUGGCCAAUUUGACCGGCAGACACAAUGGCACGUCGCCUGUGACGUACGACCCGCUCGGUGGCCACACCGUCUGGCAGGUCGUGAUGAUCGUAUUCUUGUGUGGCUCGCUUUCCUUAGUCACCAUCAUCGGGAACAUCCUGGUCCUGGUGUCUUUUAAAGUCAACAAGCAGUUGAAGACGGUGAACAACUAUUACUUGCUCAGCCUGGCAUUCGCCGACCUCAUUAUCGGUGUGCUUUCAAUGAAUCUCUACACCACUUACAUCAUCAUGAACCAAUGGACUCUCGGGAACUGGGCGUGUGACUUGUGGUUGGCCAUUGAUUAUGUGGCCAGCAACGCGUCCGUCAUGAACCUUCUGGUCAUCAGCUUCGACAGGUACUUCUCCGUCACGCGCCCGCUGACCUACCGAGCCAAACGGACCACCAAACGAGCCAUGACCAUGAUCGGACUCGCCUGGUCCAUUUCGUUCAUCCUAUGGGCGCCGGCCAUCCUCUUCUGGCAGUAUUUCGUGGGAAAGCGGACGGUCAAGUCGCACGAAUGCUACAUCCAGUUCCUCUCGGAGCCGAUCACUACGUUUUGUACGGCUAUUGCCGCGUUCUACCUGCCCGUCACCAUCAUGACCGUCCUCUACUGGCGGAUCUACAGGGAGACGGAGAACCGUUCCAAGGAGCUGGCUGGGUUGAAGGGUUCAGGAAACCAAGGGAAUCCGGAAGAACCGGGAAGCUCACGCAGUCACAGCAGUUACGAGCUGCAUCCGUCCAGCAAGAGAAGUUCUGGGAAAAUGAAAGCGGGACGUUUGUGGUUCUGGCCGUCGAGUCGAACAUCCGGCAGCGGCGACACGGACCGCAGCAGCAGCGACAGCUGGAAUAACAAUGAGACGGCCGUGUCUAUCGACCAAUCGGACGAUGAUGAAGAAGAGUACAUUGAAGACGCCCGUCCCAUCUACUCCGUCACGCUCGAAGGACGCAGAGACUCCGAAAGCCUCCAACCGACGGACACAGAGGCAAGACCAUCCAGAAAGGGAUGUUCCUCAGCACUGAAAGACCAACCCAACGCCAACAUCUCUCACAAAGACACCAAACGCUUCACCUGCAAGACCAAAACGCAGGUCAACAAGCGCAAAAAGAUGUCUCUGGUGAAAGAGAAGAAGGCGGCGCAGACGCUAAGCGCCAUUCUCCUGGCCUUCAUCAUCACUUGGACGCCGUAUAACAUCAUGGUCCUGCUGAACGCGUUCUGUGACGGGUGCAUCCCCGCCACGCUGUGGGCUCUGGGUUACUGGCUGUGUUACGUCAACAGCACAGUCAAUCCCAUGUGUUACGCUCUCUGCAACAAAACCUUCCGCACCACCUUCAGAUCCAUCCUGCUGUGUCAGUGGCGUCAGAAGAAACCCAACAAACCGCAGAUCCAGCAGAGACAGGCAGCGGCGACCUACCGGAAACAAAGUCCGGAUUGAAGGUCGACAUUGUGCGUUUGUUUCUGAAGGGCUGUGCAGUAUUGAUGUUUAUAGGUGCCUCAGUUAAACACUGCAAACGUGAUGCUCUUCCUCUUGUUUUCCAGUACAAAUAUCUAAACAUUCUUAAAUCAAGAUACAUUUACUGGAGAAGCAAAAUUAUAUAUAAUAAGUAGGGUUGUCAAAAGUACCGACUUCUGUACCAAGUCGGUAGUGAAAUUUUAAAAAUGUGACUAUACCAGCAUUUUCAACGGAUUCUUAAACACCUCUGAUUGGCCAUUGUGUUCAUGUGCUCAACAGAUAUGUCUGUGAUUGGCUACAAUGAUCAACGCUUCAAAAACAUGUUGUAAAUAGAAACCUUUGACGCUCUUUACCGAGCGCUUACACAGACACACACAGGAGCGUUUGAAAGCAGGCGUCUAUCAGCGGAUAUAUUAGGGAUUAGCGGAUAUUCACAAGCUUCCGUGUGUAUCUGUGUAAUUGCUUGGUGAAGAGCGUCAAAGGUUUCUAUUUACAACAUGUUUUUGAAGCGUUGAUCAUUGUUGCCAAUCACAGACAUAUCUGUUGAGCGUGUGAACACAGUGGCCAAUCAGAGGUGUUUAAAAAUCCACUCAACAGCGCUCAAAAUGCUAGAGGGAGACGCUGAUAUCGUCACAUUUUAAAAAUGUCAGUACCGAAGUCGGUACUUUUGACAACCCUAAUAUUAAGACUUGUUUUCUGACAAGUGCAUCAAAAUUAAGUGAGUUUGGUCAGAAAAAUUAUUUUGAAUUAAGUUUGUUUUUCUAACCCGACUAGAUAUAUUUUUCAGAAAAUAAGAGCAUUUUGCUUCUCAAGUAAAUGCGUUUUGAUUUAAGAAUAUUUAGAUAUUUGAACUGGAAAAAAAAAAAAUUCUGAGGAAGAAAGUCAUUUUUUUUUUGCAGUGAAGCCAUCAAACACGGAUUGUGUGACUUCAAAAUCAACCACUAGAAACAUUUUCUGCACCCUGUACAUAUGAAAUUAAAGGUUUUCUUUCCUGUGUUGAUGCAUUUCCUACUGAAACUAAAAGUUGGGGUGGUACAUACAGUAUUUAAGGGCUCAUCCUUUUUUUUACAUUUACAUUUAUGCAUUUGGCAGACGCUUUUAUCCAAAGCGACUUUAUACACAUUUACAUUUGAUCAGUUCUUGCUUUCCAUAGGAAUCGAACCAAUGACAUUGGUGUUGCAAGAUCUACAGGAAAGCUUUAAAAAUAAAUCACUUUGUCCAACCCUACACGUUUGGCUCAUAACUUUUUAUAACCAUUAUGAGCAAAACAUGAGAAAAUAAUGGGUUGGACAAAUGCGGUUUCAUUUUGACUAAAUGAAGCUGUUAAUAAUCCCUUUCACUGAUAUGGUUCAUGUGUUUCAUUGGGGUUUUUGGUGUGAUGCUCCAUGUUGUGGUACUUCUGUGAUUUUUGUACUUUUGUUUUACUGCUAAAAUGACUUUUACUGGGUGUGAUGUCAUGACUGUUUUUCCCAAUAAUGCUGAAUGCAUUUUAAGUCAAGUGCACACUGCAAAACUGAAGCACUUUGUUUUUAGUUUGUGAGACUGCAACAGAAAACUCCUAAAGUUGUCAUUUCUAAAGCAAAAAAACAUUUACUGUUUAUCUUUAAAUACUGCAGUACAAGUAAAUGUGGAAUCAUUUUUAUUCCAAGUAAAUCUUUGGCUAGAUACUGUUGUAAAACUUUGAGACGGUUAUCCACCGUCGAUUCCUCUGUGCUUUUUCACCCCUGAGAGCAGCAAUGAGCCAAUAAAAUCACAAAAAACGCCUUGGGAAGAGGGAGCCAAAAAACCCUUCUGCCCACGUCUCCUCAAGCGCCGUCGCAUCCCUGAAUUUGAGCAGUUUUUCUUCGUUUUUUUCCUGUUAAAAUAAAGGUUAUUUAUUGGCAUCAAUGGUUCCACGAAGAAACUUGAAUUUUUCCAUUCCACAAAAGGUUCUUUAUAGUGGAAAAAGGUUCUAUAGAUUAUUAAAAUAUUCUUCAGACUUAGAAAAAAAAUGGAUUUCAGAUUGUUUGUUUAGUAUGCGAUCCAACAGGACACAAAACACCAAGCCGUGAGUGUAUACAUGUACUUCUGUCUUGUAGUGUGCACUUCAUUGUAAAAAACAUUUCAAUUAGCUAUCACAACUUAAAGUUUUGCAUUAGAAUAACUUGGAUUUUACAUGAGAUAACUCAAAUAUCCAAGUUGUCACAUAAAGGGGCUAUAUGUAAGAAUUUUCAUGUAUUAAUCGCUGUUUUAUUGCCAAUGUGUUUUCCAACAGCUUGUAAUGAAAUUUAAAAAACGAGACCUUCCCUGACUUCCUAGGUUUUCUAUGAAAACCAUAGACGAUGAAAACCUGUAGUAGACUGAUUUUUAUUUGAAGGACGUGACGUGGGAAGUUUUUGCCGGGAAAUGUAAUAACGGUUAAGCGCGCUCCCGAGAGCCUCUCAUCCAUUCUAAAUGCCUUUAUGAUGUUCAGGAUAAUGCCAAAGUCCCUUUAAAGUCGACAACUCUUAUUUUUUUAAUGGAAUAUUGUAGUAUUUAUUAUCAAUAAUUUAUCAGUGCACUUUAGUGCUGUUGACCGUCCUCGUCAUCCUCAAUAAAUAAAGUUCUUACAGUAACGUGAGGGUGCUCGCAGUGAGUCCAGUGGAGAGAAAUCCCCAAACGGGCAUUUAGAUCUGCCUCCAUUUUGUUAGCAACGCCCAACUUCCAACGAUCCAAUCAAUUCCCGAAGUACGAAAUCAAGUCCCGCCCUUUCAUUUCAGAUGCCGUUUCACUCGGAUAGACGUCACAGUAGAGAAGAAAACACAAUUGCAACUUUUGCUUCAUGCCGACUUCAAGACAAGUCAUUUCACUCGGCGGCCAUCUUAGAAACGCCUCUCAGGCACGCAAGUGCAGCUCCUAUCUCUUUGAAUGGGGAAACAUCAAAUUCUCCAAAGCUUUUUGCCAAGCUUUCGAUUAAAUUUCAUAUUUGAAAUCACCAAUGAAAUCUGACAACUACUGUCUCAUACAUUUUGAUUCAUGACAAAAAAACGGUAUUUUCCAGGCUGGAUCAAGCUAAUGCGCAUGUGCAGUCCUAAAUGUGCAUCUCUUGUGUCUCAUUUUGGAGGCGCGCGUCUGACUGUUCCUAUAGGAACCGGAGCUUCUAACGGCUGCUGCAGUGAUGCGAUGACUUUACCAAUCGCCGAUUGGCUCUUAUUUAGAAGGCGGGACUUAUUCCGCCAUAUUGCGCGUUGCACUUUCUCCCAUUCAUAAUAAUAUGAGUGACGCGUCUUGUGUUAUUCUAUAGAGUAACUCAGGGAUGACGUGUUUUUGUAGGCCAACCCAGAAGUUAGCGGCGCACGGGUUCCCUCGAUCGAAAGCCUGUGCAUUUUUCCCACAGACUUCUGGAAAAUCGCAAAAAAUAAGCUCUGUGUUUAACAAAGGGUUAUGACACUGACACGUUUUGUCUAUCAAGAUAAUCUUUUACAAGUUAACACAACAUUUAUACAUUUUAAAGUCAUCAGAUAUAAAAAGCUAACAGUAGGCUAUAAACGAACUACAGCACACCAUGGUCGCGGAUCAACGUCACCACCACCAAGCUUCCUCAAACUUUAUUUAAAAAACAACUUUAUUUAAAAACAUGCUCUCUGAAUAUGAUCUGCGCUGUGUAUGAAUACUUAUCCACUUUUUCAUGAGAAAUGCUGUCCAAAUGUCCUGUUUGUCAUGAUGACGUCUAAAGUCCCCGCCAAAGGAAGUAGUCCCUUUUAGCAAUUUGUUAGCAACCGCCGUUUUUAAGACACAAUAAAGGUUUAAAAAAUCACAAGCGGGUUAUUACUGGUGUGUUUUAUGUCAUAGAUCAAAACGUGAAAAUAUUUAGAGGCUUUGUUAACCACAGACCUUAUUUCAGGCGAAAACCCAUUCAAAAAACCCAUUGACUUUAGGGCGUUGGAACCGGAAGUCCUAAAAUGCUAACUCACUUCCGGGUUUUGCCUACAAAAACACGUCAUCCCUGAGGUACUCUAGUCUUAGAUAAUGCUAAAAGAGCCAUUCUGUACUUUAAUGUCAAUGUGUCAUGCAAAGAAAAGGGAUUAAUUCAAACUAUAGUCUCACAUAGAUCUAUUCAAAUAUAAAAUAUACUUUUUAUAAUCAAACUAUCAUAAGUGUAAUUUUAAUUACCUCAUCUGUGGACAUGAUGCCAGUGAAUCGCAGAGCUGGUGCAAACAUCCACAUCGCUACGAUCAGAUCCUGCUGCUUUCUGUCAUUUUUAUCGUGUGUUUAUUUUGUUAUUGAGAGGAAAGAGCGCGCACAUAUUUACAUAUUCAUCUAACCGCCUCUCUCAUCAGUGGACGGCGUCGAGACGUUCGUUAACAGAAUAUCGCUGCAAAUUAAGGUAUUUCCAACGCAUUUUUACUUCUAAGCGAGGAAACAAAAAAGACAUUCGCCGUGAAUAUAUCGGGCAUUAAAUCAAGUUUAGUCUCUUGUCAGUUACGUGUGCACGAGCAGUAAGUUGCUGGAUGCAGUUCACUUAACGGCCACCGGUGUCGCUAAAAACAAGCGUUUCUGUAUUCUACAUAUAGCUCCUUUACACUUAAUAUUUCAAGUAGACUAAACUUAAGAAUCUAAAGCUUUUUUGUUUGUUUGUUUGUUUAAAUAACUUUGAGUGUUGAACUGUAAGGUUCCUCAUUGUUUUCUGCAGGAAAUUAAUGCAAAAACAACUUCAAGCAGGGAAUAUCUGCUGCAAAAAUACCCUAGAAAUGUAAAAUGUGGGAAUAAAAGGAUCGUGUAAUGAAUUAUUUUUAAUUGUGAAAUGUGAUAUUUCAUUAUUGUGCAUAUGAAUGUCAGAUGAAUGGGAGUUUAGUGCCUGUUUCUGUCAGAUUAUGUAGUUUAGACUGUUUUUGAAUGCGAAGCCAACAUGGAGACGUGUUCGAUUACAAAUAAAUACAUAGUGUGUUUUUUAUAUGGUUGGUUAGAAAACAAUAUGCCCUCAUAAAUAUGUAAAUGUCUCUGAAAAUAAACUAUGAUGGGGAUUUCCUCUUGGUAAAAGGUGAAUUUGAAUGGCUGGCUGCUCAUGCGAACAGUCCUUUGAACAAUUGCCCUGUUUUUUCAGCAUGUUUGGGGUAAAAGAUCCCUUGAUCACAAACAAUGUUGUAUACUGUAUUGUGUAGUAUACAUACUGCUGUAACAGCAACAGAACUGAUGUCAAGAGAUACAGUAUUUUACAAGAUAAAAGACCUCAAAAAAAUCAAAUGAAGAGCGACACUCCCCUCUAGUGGGCGGAAUAAAAACAGCAAGACUCUGAGAUGUUAAUUCAGCUUUUGUUUAAGCAAAGACUCGUAUUAUGGUCUGAAAGCUUAAGAUUGUUAAACACACAUACUUUAUGAAACACUUUGGUUCACUGUUUCUUUAUUCAGGAUGAUUGGCAAUAUUUAUAUUGAUUACUGUAGCACUGGGAGUGAUAAAUUAUAAACUGUUGUUCAAAGUUUUAUGAGUUUUGUCUAUACUGAGAUGUUUGAUCAAUAAAACCAACCGUGUUUUUUUGUGGUUAUAUUUUGUAUGGGGUACUAAAUAUUUGAUAUAUUUAUCCACACACACACACACACACACACACACACACACACACACACACACACAAAUGCAAUAAAAAUAAAAAUAAAAACACAUCGUUGGAGUGUUGUGUGACUAAAUGAUUCUAGAAAAAGUAAAUUUAAUUUAAUAUGUAAGCUUGACAUUUAUUUUGAUGAAUAUAAAAAUAUUGAGUAUAAAAGUCUGUUUCUGUUAGCCUUUUAAUUGUG